AUGAAACUAUUCACGAUCCUUGGAGCGCUAGCUUCGCUCGCGUUUGCUGAAGCCUUUUACCUCCCUGGUGUGGCUCCCACGUCUUAUGCCAAAGGCGCCAAUGUCACGCUCUUGGUCAACCACCUCACUCCAUCGCUCUCUGACAACAACGCCAAGACGUACGUCUACUCUUACGACUAUUACUACAAACGUUUCCACUUUUGUGAGCCUGCUGGUGGCCCAAAGAAACAAUCCGAAUCACUUGGCCUGAUCAUCUUCGGCGACCGCAUUUUCGACUCACCUUUCGAACUCUCCAUGUUAAAGAAUGAAACAUGCAAGCAGUUGUGCCUGGGGACCUAUUCCAAGACCGACGCGGUGUUUGUUAACCGUGCUAUCAAGUCUGGCUACAAGCAUAACUGGCUCAUCGAUGGCUUACCGGCGGCCAAUGUAUACCACGACAAGCGCACGGACACUCAAUUCUACGGCGUCGGCUUCGAUUUAGGCUACGUGGACGAUGACGAAGUACCGCACCUUUACAACCACUAUGAUAUUAUGGUGGAGUACCACGAACGUGGUCCGGAUGAGUUCCGUGUCGUUGGUGUCACCGUCGACGCGAAGUCGAUGAAGCGUGACGCGGGUUCCUGCCCUGCAGAUGCCGAACCCGUAAAGUUCCUCAGCUCCGGUGACACCACCGUAAACUUCUCCUACUCUGUCACUUUUGUACCAUCUUCCACCGCCUGGGCCACACGCUGGGACAAGUACUUGCACGUGUACGACCCGAAGAUCCAAUGGUUCUCGUUGAUCAAUUUCUCGCUCAUUGUACUCUGUCUUCUGAUUAUCAUCUCGCACAUCUUGGUACGCACCCUAAAGUCCGAUAUCUCCAAGUACAACGAGGUGGACAUUGACGACGAUGUUCAAGAUGAGACCGGCUGGAAGUUGGUCCACGGUGAUGUCUUCCGUCCACCACCUCAGCGCAUGGUCUUCUCCGUUCUUAUCGGAAGUGGUGUGCAAUUGUUCCUCAUGACGGUGAUUACCUUGUUCUUUGCUCUCUUUGGGUUGUUGUCGCCGUCGAAUAGAGGCUCCUUAGGUACCAUCAUGUUCCUUUUCUACGCGGUGUUCGGUGCUGUUGGUGCCUUCACUUCCGGUUACAUCUACAAAUUCUUUGGAGGUGAAAACUGGAAACUCAAUCUCAUCUUGUCUCCUGUGUUGGUUCCGGGCGUGCUUUUCGGUGCGUUUGUCUUGCUCAACUUCUUCCUUAUCAACGCGCAAUCUUCUGGUGCCGUGCCUUUCACCACGAUGCUUGUGAUUGUAGCUGUCUGGUUUGUGGUUUCCGUCCCAGCCUCCGUUGUGGGCUCCCUCUAUGCGUUAAAGAGGCCUGUUUUGGCCACUCCAGUGCGCACAAACCAGAUCCCGCGCCAGAUCCCUGUUCAGCCGUGGUACCUCCGCACGAUCCCGAUUUCGUUGAUCUCGGGUAUCUUCCCCUUCGGCUCAAUUGCUGUCGAGAUGUACUUCAUCUUCUCGUCCCUAUGGUUCAACAAGAUCUACUACAUGUUCGGCUUCCUUUUCUUCUGCUUCGUGUUGAUGGUCGUCACCUGCUCGUUGAUGGCCGUCUUGAUGAUCUACUACUCCUUAUGCUUCGAGAACUACCACUGGCAGUGGCGUGCCAUGAGCAUUGGUGGCGCCUGCGCCGUCUACAUCUUCAUCCACUCCUUAUUCCUCACCAAGUUCUCCUUGGGCGGCUUUACUUCCUUUGUCUUGUACAUCGGCUACAGUUCUAUGAUCAGCGUCCUCGUAUUCUUAGCCUGUGGCUCAGUCGGUUUCCUUGCCUCCUUGACCUUUAUCAAGUUGAUCUACGCCCAGAUCAAGAUUGACUAAAUGAAGAUAUCCUUGAUGUCUAGAUGUUUCCUUGUAACGCUGUUGGUUCUACCAGCGAGUUCCGGGUUCUAGACUCUUUCUGUUUUAGGCACAAAGAUAUUUGAAGAUAAGCUUUGCUUGUAGUGCCGGAUAUUACGGGAGAAUAAAAUAGACCAUAGGCUGUGCUUGUGGGUAAAUUAAGAAGUAAGCUGAGGCCCAAAGAAUUUAAGUGAAGUUGUCUUUGUCGUUCACAGUAUGUUAUUCGUAUAACCCACGCCUAUGGCAUGCCCUUCAUACUAUGUUGACUUCCCGGCAUCGUAUAAAAGCAGUAUUUAAUAUGAGAUCUUCUAUUGAAAUUUCCAGAUCAUCAACAGGAGAGGGGGCACCGUACGGUAAAAUCUUCAAACAGUCG
Molecule: messenger RNA, 2245 nt
Organism: Babjeviella inositovora NRRL Y-12698
Lineage: Eukaryota; Fungi; Ascomycota; Pichiomycetes; Serinales
Gene: EMP70
Product: Emp70p
Exons: 1
Coding region: 1-1854 (617 amino acids)
Biological process (GO): protein localization to membrane; vacuolar transport
Cellular component (GO): endosome; fungal-type vacuole membrane
Source: RefSeq, a predicted model, not a curated record